CACAACUUACUUAUCAAUGUGCGUGUUUUUUGGUGACAGCAAUCGGAUCUAGGUAUCCAGAGAAAUGAGAGGGAAAUAUCUUUCAUUUUGAUUAUGGCUCUGGAUGCGAGCUCAAAGUUGCAACCUCGUCUAUAGGGCUAUAUGUGAGCAUUGCAACGGCUUCCUCCCUUGCCAGAUGGAAGCAUAGAGUGCAACUCAGAGCUGACCACUCUGCGGGCCCCCACGCAUCUCUCUGUAUUUUCCCCUGUUUCCUUUUGAUGUUUUAUGUGCUUCUUGUUUGGGCAUUGACUUCACCAGUCUUCUCCUGCGUGUACCAUUCUCACAUUAGUGACAUUACACCAACCUCGAAGCAGGCUGUCCAGUUGUCUGAGCUUGUGCACGUCAAUCAGUCCUGAUACUAUGACUGAGCACGGUGCAAGCAUUCAGCCACAGCUUGGUACGGCGGCCGGCAGAGAGCAGCCCGAGCCAGCCACCGAACCGAUGCUGAACGGCAUGGCUACAUCUGAACCAGGCAAUGGUCAGAUGGCAGAUAAAGCAGCCGACGAAGGAAACAUGCAAGAUGUUGAGGCAGCCAUUGACAUUGGCGGGGAAGGUUCUCGGAGUGGCACGCCCAGCAGGUCAGCAGCCGCCGGUAGCCCUGAAUCCAGAACUGAGGCUGAUUUCGAGUUCUUGUGGAGGUUGCGCAAGUAUUUGCUGCUUCUGGCUGUCUUAGCUGUCAGUGUCACUUACAAUGCUGGACUGAACCCGCCAGGAGGGUUUCAGAUGGACAGCACUCUUCACCACAGCGCCAUCCCCGGUGAUCCCCUCCUUCCUGUUAAAUUCUUCCGGCGAUAUGAAGCUUUCUUCUACUGCAAUGCCACAGCCUUUGCUACUUCUCUGGUAUUGAUCAUCUUGCUUCUGAGUAGGGGAGUGGCAAGUAAGCGUUUGUGGCUUCGCUCCAUGCAGGUAACCAUGAUACUGGACCUUUUCAGUCUUAUGGGGGCAUAUGCUGCAGGGAGCUGCAGAGCACUACGGUCCUCUGUUUACAUACUGGUGCUAGUUUGUGCCGUGUUUGUCUAUAUCGGGAUUCAUAUUCUAGUAUUCAUAAGGGUAGUUCCAAUGUGGAUUAAAGAAAAGGUACAGAAAAUCCUACAUCUCAUUCUAGAGAAGCUGCAUGGCAUGCUAAAUCAUAUAAAGCAGAUGCUAUCAAUUUGCCCUGUCUCUGGCGUUGGCGAGCAAAGGAACAGCGGAGAUGAGGAAGAAGAAAUCGAAGAGGCUCGCAAGUUCAUACUGAUGCUUGCGACUUUUGCUGCCACUAUCACAUAUCAAGCUGGGAUGAAUCCACCUGGUGGCUUUUGGGGUGUAAAUGUUCAUGGCUACCGCCCAGGUACUUUUGUUCUCCGCAGACACAACCUCCUCCGCUUUAAUAUAUUUACGUGUUGCAAUGCCACUUCUUUUGUGGCAUCUUUGGUCACUGUCAUACUGCUUCUGAGCACGGAGUUAAGCAUGCAUGGGAUAAGGACCAAAGCGCUAUUUGUGUGCGUGAUAGCUGAUCUGUUUGGUCUCAUUGGCGCUUAUGCUUCAGGGAGCAGCAGGAAUGUUGCAACAUCAUUGUCGGUGGUACUCAUUGUUAUUGUGGUUCUAAUCUGUGUUCUGGUCCUUGUUAUGUUUCUUCAAUCCGAAACUGCAACAUUUUGGAUAGAUAAGGAGCUGAAGCCAGCAGUUAAUAAGUUUCUGAGUAUGCUGUCAUGGGGACGGGACAGUCACCUAUCUAAUUUGAAGCAAAAUGAUUCUCAGAAAACUCACCAGCAAGGUACAGAGCUCGAUUCUCAACGAACUCAACCAGAGGACACUGAGCUAGAUUCUCCGCGAACUCAGCAUCAAGACACGGAGCUUGAUUGUCAGCAUACUACCCAGCAAGAGACAGAGCUUGAUUCUCAGCGAACUCACCAGCAAGACACAGAGCUUGAUUCUCAGCGAACCCAGCAAGAUAGAGAACUUGGUUCAAAGAGAAGUCAGCAGCAAUAUACAGAGCAUUCAAGUCGAGAUACAGAAGUAAAUGGUGGCGUGUCCAAUUUGCAGUCCUGCUCUGCUGACAGUAAUCUUGUAUCAACUGGAGAUGUGAGAUCUGCAUCAGCCAGUGAUUUGAAUAGCAUGGAGGAAAAUAACCCCAGUGUGCUAAACCAGUCUCAUGAUUGGAGUGAGCAAGCUGUUGAAACUGUAUGCUCAUCAUCGACAGAUGCCCUAACUACCGAGGAAAUUCACACACACAACAUCGAAGUACAAUUUGCUGGCAGUCAACAGAUUGCAAUACCCAUGGGACCAUCUUCACCAAGUGAUAGUGGAAAGCCCAUCCAUGGUAUUCUGCCAUUGCAGGGCUCGGUGGACCAGAAUGCAGCAUCUGGUGACCUCAGGAUGGAGAAAUCCUCUGAGGAGCAACUUAUAUUACCCAGAAGCCAUGGGGAUGCUGCAGAAAAUCAUGCUCAGCCAAUGUCCAGUCACCAUAUUGGUGUAGAGAAUGGUGGUGAAAUUAAACUAGAGAUUGGCGGCACUGAGAAUGGUCAAGCUGCACAACAUGAAGAGAAAAGUAGUGAUUGUAGCUAUAGAAAUCCAGAGGAUGUUCUUCUGAAGAAGUCACGGACUUAUCUAUUGCUCCUUGCAAUUCUUGCAGUGUCUUUGACAUAUCAAGCUGGUCUAAAUCCACCAGGUGGUUUCUGGACAUCAAAUGUGAGUGAUCACUCGGCUGGUGACCCCAUUCUUGAGGAUAAUUACCAUAAGAGAUACCUUGCUUUCUUUUAUUUCAAUGCCACUGCAUUUGCAGCCUCCCUUGUCAUUAUCCUUAUGCUCCUGAGUAGAAAGAUGAGCAACAGGGUUAUAAAACGCCGCGCAGUACAGACAGCAAUGAUAACUGACAUGCUUGCGCUGAUGGGGGCUUUUGUUGUUGGGAGCUGCAGGGAGAAAACAAAAUCUAUUUACAUAUCAGUUGUGAUAUUUCCUGUUGUUGCAUAUGUUUCUCUCCAUGUUUUAGUAUCGAGGCAUAUAAUCCCUGGAUGGAAAGAAUGUGUUUCCAAAAGGAUAAUCCCUGGAUGGAAAGACUGUGUACUGCCAAAAUCACCUCAGACAGAUAAGAAGUCCAGAGAUGCCAUGGAGAAGGACUUGGAGCGAAGGCGUAAUUUGCUCUUGAUUCUUGCUAUUCUGGCAGCAACUGUCACGUACCAAGCUGGCCUGAACCCUCCAGGAGGCAUUUGGCCUGAUGAGCACAGUAAGGGUGGCCGGCCAGGAAAUCCAGUUCUACAAGACAGCCACCCAAGGCGGUAUGAUGUUUUCUACUACUCGAACAGUGUCUCAUUUGUGUCAUCUGUGGCUGUCAUCAUACUUCUUGUUAACAGAGAAUCAUGUGAGCAUGGGAUCAAGUCAUAUGCACUACGUGUGUGCUUGAUAGCGGGAUUGCUCGGCCUCCUAGUUGCUUAUUCUGCAGGAAGCUGCAGGAAAGUAAAGUCGGUAAUUUAUCUCAUUGUCAUUGCUGCUGCAGUUCUGAUAUGUCUUGCAGUCCAAGUUCUUGUGCUCUCAUCAACACAAGGUGCAUUAGAAGGGCCACUGACCUGGUUAAGGACAUGGUUGCGGAAGAUUUUUCAUCUAAAGACUGAUUCCGGUGUACCGCUGGAUAGUUCAGAAGAGUCAAACAAGAAGAAUAAUGCUCCUGGUUCAGCCCCCAGAUCAACGAUAAGAAGGAAAGGAAGAGACAGAAGUACUUGAUGCUGCUUGCGAUUCUUGCUGCAUCCAUUGCGUACCAAGCUGGUCUAAACCCACCUGGUGGCUUCUGGCCAGAUGACACCUCGAGCGGUUACAAGGCUGGUAACCCGGUGCUUAAAGACAUAAACUACAGGCGCUACCUGGUAUUCUUUGUCUUCAAUUCGAUCUCUUUCAUGUCAUCUAUUGCCGUUGUCCUACUUCUGCUGAGUAAAUCUGUGAGAAAGAAGAAGGUUCCGCUCCAAGCACUGCACGUCAUCAUGAUACUAGACCUGUUGGCUCUGAUGACAGCUUAUGCAGCUGGAAGUUGCAGAAAGUUCAGGACUUCAAUAUUUGUCUUGGUGGUAGUAUGUUGCGUGGUGGUGUACCUUCUGGUUGUUAUUAUUUUGUCAAGUGGUAUAGCAAAAUGGCUGAAGAAAAAGAAAGGAAGGUGGCUUCCUUGCUGGGGAUGUCCUAGCCAUGACACUGCAACGGACACAAUGCCACCUGUGCGGGAUGUUUGAACAUCGUUCUUCUUUGCCAUUGUAAUGUCUAUUGUACUUGGAAUGGGAACUGUGAGUGUGUAAGUGUCUAAGUUGUAUGUUUGGCUUAUGCCUUCUAUUAGCUAGACAAAUGAUUAUGGUCUUUGUUC
This is a messenger RNA of Lolium perenne, 4360 nucleotides long. NCBI's taxonomy places the organism in Eukaryota, Viridiplantae, Streptophyta, Magnoliopsida, Poales, Poaceae. The record is from RefSeq and is a predicted model, not a curated record.